GACAUAUCCAAAUAACACAAAAAAGAAACUCCCCUCUAGCUCUGAUAUUCUACAGGCUCCACACCAUGCAUUGGCUCAUCAAGACUCUUACCAGAGUCUCCAAGUCCACCACCAACAAAACCAAACUAGACACCCUCCUCUUCUCACGCCAUUUCACUUCCAUUGCCACUGCAGAAACGGCCGAGUUAGGUCCCACAAAGGCCGGCGAGAAGCCCCGGGUGGUGGUCCUGGGGUCCGGAUGGGCUGGUUGCAGGCUCAUGAAGGACAUUGACACCAGCAUUUAUGAUGUUGUCUGUGUUUCUCCUAGGAACCAUAUGGUUUUCACGCCUCUUCUGGCUUCCACUUGCGUAGGCACGCUAGAAUUUCGGUCCGUAGCUGAGCAUAUAGGCCGCAUACAACCUGCCAUUUCAACCGAGCCUGGCUCAUAUUUGUUCCUGGCUAAUUGCACAGCUCUUGAUACUCAGAAGCACCAGGUGCAUUGCCAAACUGUAACCGAUGGAUUAGCAAAGCUGGAUCCAAGGAAGUUCAGAAUCUCAUACGACAAGUUGAUUAUAGCCUCUGGAGCUGAAGCUUCCACUUUUGGAAUCAAUGGUGUGAAAGAGCAUGCCAUUUUUCUACGCGAAGUUCAUGAUGCUCAGGAGAUCCGAAGAAAGUUGCUACUUAACUUGAUGAUGUCUGAUGUUCCUGGAGUUAGUGAUGAAGAAAAGCGUAGGCUUCUGCACUGUGUUGUGGUUGGAGGUGGUCCAACAGGAGUUGAGUUCAGUGGUGAAUUGAGUGACUUUAUUAUGAGGGAUGUUCACCAAAGAUAUGCUCAUGUAAAAGAUUACAUCCAUGUUACACUAAUUGAGGCUAAUGAGAUACUGUCAUCCUUUGAUGACCGUCUCCGGAAAUAUGCAACUAAGCAGUUAACCAAGUCAGGAGUCCGUCUUGUCCGGGGAAUUGUGAAGGAUGUUCAACCUCAAAACAUAGUUCUCACUGACGGAACAACUGUUCCAUACGGUCUGUUAGUAUGGUCUACCGGUGUUGGUCCCUCCCCUUUUGUACAAGCUCUGGACAUACCAAAAGCACCCGGAGGGAGGAUUGGAAUUGAUGAGUGGCUGCGUGUUCCCUCAGCCCCAGACGUGUUCUCCAUUGGUGACUGCUGCGGGUACCUUGAAAGUACAGGAAAACCAACCCUUCCAGCCUUGGCACAGGUUGCAGAGCGUCAGGGAUUAUAUCUAGCAAAAGUACUGAACACGAUAGGUAAAGCCGGGGGAGGUUAUGCAAAUGCUGCACAAGAGAUGGAAUUAGGCAAGCCUUUUGUGUAUAAACAUUUAGGAAGCAUGGCAACUGUUGGCAGAUACAAAGCUCUUGUUGACCUUAGGCAGAGCAAGGAAGGAAAAGGGGUAUCGAUGGCAGGGUUCGUUAGUUGGUUUAUAUGGAGGUCUGCGUACUUUUCACGCCUGGUGAGCUGGAGGAACAAGUUAUAUGUUGCAGUUAACUGGGCUACAACUGGUGCAUUUGGACGCGAUAUAAGCCGAUUGUAGUUUUCUCAGCAAAGAACAAAAAAUGUAACAUACAGUACAAUGCAUGAUUGUAUGCUUCAAAUAAUAGUUGCAGAAUAUAAAAAUCCCUUUUUUAAAAAAUCUGGGAAACUGGUA
Daucus carota subsp. sativus is the source of this 1640-nucleotide messenger RNA. RefSeq names its product internal alternative NAD(P)H-ubiquinone oxidoreductase A2, mitochondrial. Gene Ontology annotation, molecular function: NADH dehydrogenase activity. The transcript is spliced from 8 exons. The record is from RefSeq and is a predicted model, not a curated record. The coding region runs from base 66 to 1526 and encodes 486 amino acids. Lineage: Eukaryota; Viridiplantae; Streptophyta; Magnoliopsida; Apiales; Apiaceae.